Molecule: messenger RNA, 2750 nt
Organism: Scatophagus argus
Lineage: Eukaryota; Metazoa; Chordata; Actinopteri; Scatophagidae
Gene: pcyt1ba
Product: phosphate cytidylyltransferase 1B, choline a
Exons: 8
Coding region: 114-1199 (361 amino acids)
Biological process (GO): CDP-choline pathway
Molecular function (GO): phosphatidylcholine binding; choline-phosphate cytidylyltransferase activity
Source: RefSeq, a predicted model, not a curated record
UCUGUUGCACUUGCCUGCGGUGCUGGAGCAAGAGACAAACAGAACAGAAAAUCAGACAGAAAAGCAAGAGAGAAGCACCUCUUACUUCAUAUGACCAUUUGGAUUUGGCCGCCAUGGUGAAACAGCGACGGGCUAGAGCGCGUUCCUGUUGCGCAGCUGUUGCGCCUUGUGGCCGAAGAGGAGGAUCACUGAAGACUUUGAAAGAGCCGGCCAUCUUCGCCAGCGAGACCAGCUGUGACUGUCGCGCCCCUCAUGAGAAACUCAGCAUCGCUCAGGCCCGCAGAGGCACCCCAGUGGACCGGCCUGUCAGAGUGUACGCAGAUGGUAUCUUUGACCUGUUCCACUCUGGACACGCUCGCGCUCUCAUGCAGGCCAAGAACCUCUUCCCCAACACCUACCUCAUAGUAGGAGUGUGCAGUGACGAGCUGACCCAUAAGUACAAGGGUUUCACGGUCAUGACGGAGAUCGAACGCUACGAAGCGCUGAGACACUGCCGCUACGUGGACGAGAUCCUGAGAGACGCACCCUGGACUCUCACACCCGAGUUCCUGGAGAAACACAAGAUCGAUUUUGUGGCUCAUGAUGACAUCCCAUACUCCUCAGCAGGAAGUGAGGACGUUUAUAAACACAUCAAGGAGGCAGGGAUGUUUGUGCCUACACAACGGACAGAGGGAAUCUCAACAUCUGACUUAAUUACCAGGAUUGUCAGAGACUACGACGUCUACGCCCGACGCAACCUCCAGCGUGGCUACACGGCCAAGGAGCUCAAUGUCAGCUACAUCAACGAGAAGAAGUACCGGCUGCAGAACCAAGUGGAUCGGAUGAAAGAGAAGGUUCGCACGGUUGAGGAGAAGAGCAAACAUUUUGUUUACCGCGUGGAGGAGAAGAGCCACGACCUCAUUCAGAAAUGGGAAGAGAAAUCCAGAGAGUUUAUUGGCAACUUCUUAGAACUCUUUGGACCCGAUGGGACUUGGAAACAAGUGUUUCAGGAACGCAGUGGACGAAUGCUGUCCUAUGCUCUGUCCCCACGAGAGUCGCCCUGCAACAGUCCUCCCCGUGAACUGUCCCCCCUGCGCUCUCCGUCACCCCCGUCUCCCCCUGCCCGCUGGCACAAUGCACGGCCCUCACCCCCGACCUCCCCUAAAGGAGCAUCUGCCUCUAUGAGUAGCAUGAGUGAAGGUGAUGAAGAUGAGAAGUAGAUGGACUGUUAAACACACACACACACACACACAUGCACACACUCACGCACACACUCCUGCAAGCACUGGCUGGAACUGAAACGGUUCUCCUCGAGGAAGUUGGUAAUGUACAAGGCAUCAUGGGAAAUGAGGUUCUGUGCCGCAGAGCUAAGAAGCCAUCGCUGUCUCUGUUGUCUGGGCACCCAGGCAGACAGAAAAAGGACAAAGGAAGAGAAGGAUCAGGAUUUACAUACACAUUGUCACAUACUGUAAGACGGAUUCACUUCGGACUGAUAGAGACUGUGCAACAGCCUGCUCAUCACAUCAUCUCAAUGUUUUACUGUCCUUUUCUGUUUAGUUUAGCAUUUUCUUUCGGUGAUGCCAAGAUUUCUUGUAACUACUGUGACCACCACAUGAAUGGGCACAAAGUUACCAACAGAAACUGGAUUCAUUCAUCACCGUGUAAUUUUGUGCUUGUUGAACUGAGAGUCAGGAAGACUCUGCACACCCGAGUGCUGGACGACCUCUUGGCACCGCAAACACGGAGUCUGUGUUUUAUCACAAAUGAUGGACAAGGAAUAUAAAAUUCAGUGGCUCACAAGCCUUGAUUCACUCAUUCCCACACUACAGUUAAUACCACUUAGCUAUAAAGACAAAUUAAACAUAAUCCCCUAGAAAAAUAUUAAAAUUAGCCUGGGGGGAAACAGCAGCCAGUACGCCCGUCUACAGUCUAUAAAUGGGGCAAAAAAAGGACUGCAUCACCUCAACUGUCCCCCUUUGUUUGAAAUCACACAAUAUAAUUAUAGUCUUAAAGCUCAGGUCUUACAUGGAAUGGGCCCCUUCAUGAUUUGAGUCCCGAACUGCUCCUAAUCUGUAAAAUGCCUGCUGGAUAGUCCCAAAAAACACAGACUGUGAUGCGACAGAACGAAACAGCCUUGAUUUGUGAGCUUCUUGAAUGUAAGUCUCUGACACCAAAUAUUAUCACUCCUAAUUUUUCUCGCAUGCGUUUACAAACACUCAAAUCCUUCAUCACCAGUCGCUCAGUGAAGGUCACAGCUCACGAUAAUCGAUGAGUAGAAACAUUCGUGGAUUUCCAGCAUGAAAAAGCCAUGUGUUUUUGUUUGGGUUUUUUCUGAAAAUUUUCCAUGUUAAUUAACGUAAAGGAGAUGAUGUCAGCUGUUAAACCUGGCAAACUUGGAGAUAAAAGCAGCCUUUCUCCAGGACUCUGAUGAUACUUGAAAUAUAUAAUAACUGAAGCCCUCCAGGUGAGCUGUUAGGCCCUCAAAAGCCAGAUCAUCACACUAAUAUUUUAUUUGCUGUUAAUGAAAACUUCUUUUUUUAUUUUUCUUCUUUUUUGCUCAGGUCUGCUCGCUCAUGCCGGGCCAGAGCAGACCUCUCUUCCACCCCAACAGUACAAUAAAUACCCUAAUGCAAUGUAGAGACCUUUAUGUCCUUGUACACACUACAUGUUAAUGUGCACUAUACGUACAAACUUGGGGAAUGUGUGUCUUUUUUAAUGUUCGAAACAGCCUGAUAUGUAAAUAAAUCCAAACUCUGUAGCUGAAUGUGAAU